AUGCCGCAGCGCCGCCAUGACGACGAUCUCGCCGCGCCGCUGCUUCCCAACGCGCCGUCCUCGCCGCCCGCCGCGUCCCACGUGAUCGCCGCGCUGCCGGUGGCGGCGGGGCGCAGCGCCGCGUCGCCGUCGGCGGAGCACAUCACGGUGGCCGUCGUGCCGCCGCGCGCCGUCUACUCCACGCCCUUCGUGCAGGCGGGUGUCGCCGACGUCGCGGGCGCCGCCAGCACGCCUCUCGCUCCCGCUUCGGCGCUGAUCGCCGCAGCCAGGGGGGAACAACGCGGCUCUGGCUUGGGGCUGGCGGCGCUGGCGGAACCGGUUGCAGGGGAAGGGGAGGGAGAAGGGGGAGGGGGAGGGGGAGGGGGAGGAGGAGGAGGAGCGGUGGGGGGAGGAAUUGCGCAGGCGGUGGGGGUCUCAAGGGCGAAUGCGGGCGGGGAUGGCGGAUCCGGCGCGGGCGUGGGGAGUGAACCGGCGGAAGGCAGGGAGAGUGGCGAGGGAACGUCGGGAACGGCGGAAGGCCCCGUGCGAAAGAAGCUGUGGCGCAUCGCGAGCGACGACAGUGACAGCGAUGGCGAGAACGACAACGAGCAUGGGAACAAUCAUGGCGACGCGGCUGCAGCGGGCGUGGGGAGUGAGGGGAGACAGGGCGAUGGAGCGGUUCCCGAGGAGGUCCGCGGCGGGGCGGGAGGGGAUCAUCCGGGCAGCAGGCGCAGCAGCAGCAGACAGGGGCGCGCCAGCACAGACGGGGGCGCCGUGAGGGACGCGGGCGCCAGUGAGGUGGGCGGCGAGCAGACGAGCGCAGGCGCGGAGGGCAGCAGGCGGGCGGCAGACGAGGUGGGGGAGUCGGGGCACAGCACCGCUCUCAGCACUGACUCAUCACACUCCACCGCUCUGGCAUUGGAUGACGCGAGGCCGCACAGCAUGAGGGCGGAUGAGUGGGACGAGGGGGACGGUGAAGGGGCGAGGGGGAGGGCGGGCGGGGAGGAGGCAAGAGGCACAGCGGGCGGCAUCGUGGGGUGGAUGUUCGCUGUUUGGCAUGGCAUGGCCACCAUCAUGCACCUCUUCAUCACCUCCCUCCUCCGCCUGCCCGCCUGCACAGCGGCCCUGCUCACCCGCCAGCUGGACGACGCGAGGGCGAACCCCAAGCUGGUGCUGCUGGCGCUCAAGGGCGGCGGGGCAGCGGCACUCACGGCGUCGCUGUGUGUGAUCGAUGUGGACGACCGCCUGCCGUCGCUUGCGUCCAUCGGCGUGUGGGCUGUCGUCACCGUGGACCUCGUCUUCGAAGCCAACAUCGGCCUCUCCCUCGGCAAGGGUGUGAACCGAGUGCUGGGCACGCUACUGGCGGGGGCAGCAGCGCUGGCGGUGACGCACAUGGUCUCACUCAUGGGGGGGUUGCACGUGGCCGUGCUGCUGCUGCUCGUCUUCCUGGGCGCCGCCCUCCCCAUCUACUACCGCAACCGCCCGCCCUUCAAAGACAGGUGGACGUACGCCAUGACGAUAAUGAUGCUCACCUUCCACAUCCUGCUGCUCUCCACGUACCGCCACCCCGAGAAGCUGCGCCUGCCAUUGGCGCGCUUCUCCAUGAUCCUGCUGGGCUUCCUCAUCGCCGCGCUCAUCAACCUCGCCCUCCUCCCCGCCUACGCCGGUGACACCCUGCACGCGCUGCUCUCCAAGAACUUUGACUCCGCUGCCACUCUGCUCACCAGGUGUGUGGAGGAGUACGAGCGGGGCACGGUGUGGCGCCACGUGCCCACCCUGUGGAGCAUGCGCACGGGGUUGGCAGGGGGGGCGGGCGCGCAGGGAGGCGUGGGGGACGGCAGUGGGGGGGAGAAGCUGCGGGAGAUGUACCAUGCCAUUGUCAUGAGCGACGCUGAGGUCGACAAACACGUGCGUGCUGCUUCUUCAUGUGCUGCUUCUUCAUGUGCUGCUUCUUCAUGUGCUGCUUCUUCAUGUGCUGCUUCUUCAUGUGCUGCUUCUUCAUGUGCUGCUUCUUCAUGUGCUGCUUCUUCAUGUGCUGCUUCUUCAUGUGCUGCUUCUUCAUGUGCUGCUUCUUCAUGUGCUGCUUCUUCAUGUGCUGCUUCUUCAUGUGCUGCUUCUUCAUGUGCUGCUUCUUCAUGUGCUGCUUCUUCAUGUGCUGCUUCUUCAUGUGCUGCUUCUUCAUGUGCUGCUUCUUCAUGUGCUGCUUCUUCAUGUGCUGCUUCUUCAUGUGCUGCUUCUUCAUGUGCUGCUUCUUCAUGUGCUGCUUCUUCAUGUGCUGCUUCUUCAUGUGCUGCUUCUUCAUGUGCUGCUUCUUCAUGUGCUGCUUCUUCAUGUGCUGCUUCUUCAUGUGCUGCUUCUUCAUGUGCUGCUUCUUCAUGUGCUGCUUCUUCAUGUGCUGCUUCUUCAUGUGCUGCUUCUUCAUGUGCUGCUUCUUCAUGUGCUGCUUCUUCAUGUGCUGCUUCUUCAUGUGCUGCUUCUUCAUGUGCUGCUUCUUCAUGUGCUGCUUCUUCAUGUGCUGCUUCUUCAUGUGCUGCUUCUUCAUGUGCUGCUUCUUCAUGUGCUGCUUCUUCAUGUGCUGCUUCUUCAUGUGCUGCUUCUUCAUGUGCUGCUUCUUCAUGUGCUGCUUCUUCAUGUGCUGCUUCUUCAUGUGCUGCUUCUUCAUGUGCUGCUUCUUCAUGUGCUGCUUCUUCAUGUGCUGCUUCUUCAUGUGCUGCUUCUUCAUGUGCUGCUUCUUCAUGUGCUGCUUCUUCAUGUGCUGCUUCUUCAUGUGCUGCUUCUUCAUGUGCUGCUUCUUCAUGUGCUGCUUCUUCAUGUGCUGCUUGCUCUACACCACACUGCUUGUCUCCUCUCACAUGCUUUGUCCCUCAGCUGGCGGCGCUGCUCUUCGAGCCGCCGCACGGCCGCUUCUUCGCGGGCUACCCGUGGCAGCUGUACGAUGACGUCAGCGACACGCUGCGCUGCCUGGUGUAUGACGUCAUCGCGCUGGACUCCAGCCUGAGGGCGGAGAUCCAGGCACCACUGGUGCUGCGGCGGUUGGUGGGGCGCGAGAUGACUGCCAUCGCCCACGAGUGCAGCAGCACGCUGGCCUACCUGGCGCACUCAGUGCGCUCAUUCACGUGGCCGGGGCCGCCCGACUCGCUGUUUCGCGCCGAGGAAGCUGCCAUGAAGCUGCAGCACCGGCUGUCGAAGCACAUCAACCUCAUCCUCAUGCUGCCUCCGCCCUCCCUCGCCCACCGCCCCUUGGCGCUCUCCCGCCUCUCUGAGGGCGGAGGAGGGAGCCUUGGGGGCGCCGGAGUCGUUGGAGGGGAUGGGGACGCGUUUGACCGACUGGUGGUGAAUGGGGGGGACGAAGGGGGUGAGGGGGGCGACGAUGGGGAUGGGGGGUGGGCGGAGGAUGGGGAGGCGGUGGUGAAGAGCUGCAUUGACAUGGGUGGCGAGGAGGAUAAGGGCGAGGGCGAGCAGGGGAGAGGGCAGACAAGGCUGGCGGAAUCUGCUUCGCCCAGGGCAAAGAGGCUGUCCCGCCCCGGCAGUCCUCUCUGCCUCUCCCCCCGCCACCCCCACGGCCUCUCACCCUCCCCCAGCACCACGGCUCCGGGCUCGUAUGCACCAGCACACAGGGCAGCGGUGGCAGCAGCAAGCACAGCAGCAGCAAUGGGCACCCUCACGCCCUCGGAGAUGUCACUGGCAGAGGGGCUGGCCGGCUAUGCUGCCACAUGGGGACCGGCUGGUGGGCAGGGCGAUGCAGGAGCACCGGCGGGCGGCACGGGGAGUGUGGGCGGCACGGGGACUGUGGGCGGCACGGGGAGUGUGGGUGGCAUGGGGCCGAAGAAGCCGUCGGUUGCGGAGUGGCGGCAGGAGCUGCUGCAGCGGCAGGCGUCGAUGGGCGGUGCGUGGGACUGCACGGUGGAGCGCAUUGCAGCACUGUCACUGGUGAAGGUGGCUGCGCUGCUGCUGGAGGUGGUGGCCAAACUGCACUUCGUGGUGCAGCGAUCCGAGGAGCUUGCUCUUGCUGCCCGCUUCGAUGUGACCGGGCACUCCUAG
Messenger RNA from Closterium sp. Yama58-4, 4020 nucleotides. The record is from the annotation of a GenBank genome assembly. NCBI's taxonomy places the organism in Eukaryota, Viridiplantae, Streptophyta, Zygnematophyceae, Desmidiales, Closteriaceae.